Molecule: messenger RNA, 1767 nt
Organism: Kluyveromyces lactis
Lineage: Eukaryota; Fungi; Ascomycota; Saccharomycetes; Saccharomycetales; Saccharomycetaceae
Gene: SAM3
Product: bifunctional polyamine/amino acid permease SAM3
Exons: 1
Coding region: 1-1767 (588 amino acids)
Biological process (GO): amino acid transmembrane transport
Cellular component (GO): membrane
Molecular function (GO): amino acid transmembrane transporter activity
Source: RefSeq, a predicted model, not a curated record
AUGACUGAUUUGGCAAAAGAUUUGGCUAAAGAUCCAACCCAGGUAUCUGAGAAUUUCACACAAUCUUUAUAUACCGAUGAAGAUGGCUCUAGAUCGUUGUUCACCAGAGUCAAGGAUUCUUUCAAGAGACAAGAACUUGUAGAAACUGAGGGCAUAGAUUUAGACACUUACAGUAUGACAGAUUACCAAAGGACUAAUUAUCUUUUAGCUAAGCAACCAUAUCAGAAAAAUUUGUCACAGAGACAUUUGACGAUGAUUGCUAUUGGGGGGACGUUGGGAACAGGUCUCUUCAUCGGUAUCGGUUGGUCAUUAGCAUCGGGACCUGGUAAUUUAUUGAUUGGAUUUUUGCUUACUGGGUUGGCUAUCUUUUGUGUUGUUCAGUGUGCUGCAGAAUUAUCAUGUCAAUAUCCUGUUUCAGGGUCCUUUGCAUCUCACGUAUCAAGAUUUGUAGACCCAUCCUGGGGUUUCACCGUCACUACGAAUUAUUGUUUGGCAUGGUCCAUCUCUUUCCCGUCUGAACUUAUUGGUUGUGCAAUGACCAUUGGUUAUUGGGAUAGCUCCGUUAACCCCGUAGUAUGGGUCAUCAUAUUUUGGUUAUUCAUCAUGGCAUUGAAUCUAUUUGGUGUUAGAGGUUUCGCAGAAACUGAAUAUGUCUUGUCUAUCUUUAAAAUCCUUGCCAUCAUAAUAUUUUUGAUCAUUGGAGUAGUCCUUAUAUGUGGUGGUGGACCUAACUCCAACGGAUACAUUGGAACCAAGUACUGGCAUGAUCCUGGGUCUUUCAAGGCGCCAGUUUUCAAAUCACUAUGUAACACAUUCGUGUCUGCAGCCUUUUCCUUUGGUGGUACUGAAUUAGUGGUUUUAACUGCAGCAGAAUCAAGGAAAGUGGAAUCAAUAUCUAGAGCAGCAAAGGGAACCUUCUGGAGAGUGAUAGUCUUUUACGUGUCAACUGUUGUUGUUAUCGGUUGUUUAGUACCUUACACUGAUGAGAGAUUACUCGGAGGUGACACCUCAGAGGAUAUCGCUGCAUCACCCUUCGUCAUCGCAUUGGCAAACACAGGAAAAUUCGGUGAAAGAGUGUCAAACUUCAUGAAUGCUGUCAUUCUUAUUGCUGUGCUCUCCGUUUGUAACUCAUGUGUCUAUGCUGCAUCACGUGUGAUACAAUCUUUGGGAGCUUCUGGGCAAUUACCAUCGAUUUGUGGAUAUGUCGAUCGUAAGGGUAGACCUUUGUUUGGUAUUCUUGUCGUGGGUCUUUUCGGGUUUUUGCCCUUCAUUGUGGCUUCGAACAAAGUUAGCGAGGUAUUUGAUUGGUUGUUUGCCUUAUGUUCUAUUUCUUCGAUGUUCAUUUGGUUCUCCAUUUGCUAUUCUUAUUUGCGUUAUAGAUGGGCAUUAAAGAAACAGAACAGAAGUGCCGACGAAAUUGCGUACAAAUCGAUGCUUGGAAUUUGGGGGGCUUAUUUGGGCUUACUUUUGAGUGCCCUGUUGAUCGUAGGUGAAAUUUACGUCUCACUUUUCCCUCUCGGCGAAUCACCCAGUGCAGAAGCUUUCUUCAAAUAUUGUCUAUCAAUCCCCAUAAUGAUCGCCGUUUACAUUGGUCACAAGUCCUAUACAGGGAAUUGGAAAUCAUUUGUUAUCCCACUCUCUGGUAUCGACCUCGAUACAGGAUUGUCACAUAGUGAUGUUGAAAUAAUGAAACAUGAAUUAGAAAUUCAAAGAGUCAAACUUGCAUCUAAACCACUUUAUUAUAGAAUUUUCAGAUUUUGGUGCUAG